UGAGUUUAGAGAUGAAGUAAGAAAAGAACCUCCAGAAAUUAAAGGUCACCCACUAUACGAUGCUACUUGGAAACCCUUGACUAAUCUUGAAAAUUAUAAAGAUUUGGUAAAAGAGUUCGAAAAAACUGGCAAAACUGUUUUAAAUGGGGAGAGUGUAAGAGAACCAUCAG
Molecule: messenger RNA, 170 nt
Organism: Racocetra persica
Lineage: Eukaryota; Fungi; Glomeromycota; Glomeromycetes; Diversisporales; Gigasporaceae
Source: the annotation of a GenBank genome assembly